Molecule: messenger RNA, 1823 nt
Organism: Corylus avellana
Lineage: Eukaryota; Viridiplantae; Streptophyta; Magnoliopsida; Fagales; Betulaceae
Source: RefSeq, a predicted model, not a curated record
AUAAUUUUCUGGAGCCGGGUUUGGACAAGAUUACAAAAAAUAUGUACGAGGGGGGCCAGGAGGAAACAUUGUCAUUUUCUGUGUGUGGAAAAAGAAUAGUUGCUCGAUCGGGUAUAUUUGAAACUCAAUUGGAACACAUCUUAGAAGGUGUAGUUGUUGGUAGGUUCAAAGGGUGGCAUGGCUGCUGCACAGGCUCAGAGUUGGGUUGGAGAAAGUGGUGGUCUAAUAAGCAACCCAAAACGCAUGGAAGCUUCUCUGAUGGAAGCUGGAGCACGUCAUCUUGUUACUAGCUUCCUUGGACGUUAUAUCUCUACUGGAUCUUUAAUUUUGAUGGAGGAUGGGGGCACAAUAUUUACUUUUGAAGGAAACAAGAGAAAAUCUUCUCUAAAAGUUGUUCUUAAAGUUCAUAGACCCCAGUUUUACUGGAAGGUCAUGACAAGGGCUGAUUUAGGCCUUGCAAGUGCAUACAUUGAUGGCGAUUUUUCUUUCACUGAUAAAAAUGAUGAUCUUUUGAAUCUUUUUAUGAUUUUCAUUGCAAGCAGAGAUUCAAAUUCCUCUGCCUCAAAAUUGAAUAAGAGAACAAGGGGCUGGUGGACACCGGUGCUAUUCACAGCUGGUUUAGCAUCUGCAAAAUACUUUUUCGCUCAUUUUUCAAGGCAAAAUACUCUUCGACAGGCUCGAAGAAACAUCUCUCGUCAUUAUGAGCUGAGCAAUGAGCUUUUUGCUCUGUUCUUGGGGGAAUCAAUGCAAUACUCCUGUGCUGCAUUUAAGAAGGAAGAUGAAGACUUGAAUGUUGCACAGCUGAGAAAAAUCGCACUUUUGAUAGAAAAGGCAAGAAUUGAUGAGAAGCAUGAAGUUCUUGAAAUUGGGUGUGGUUGGGGAAUAUUUGCUAUUCAAGUUGUCAAACAAACUGGAUGCAAAUACACUGGCAUCACUCUGUCAGAAGAGCAAUUGAAAUUUGCAGAAAAGAAAGUAAAAGAUGCUGGCCUUCAGGACAACAUUAGAUUUCUUCUUUGCGACUACCGCCAAUUGCCUGAUACCUACAAAUAUGACAGAAUUAUAUCCUGUGAGAUGAUAGAACAUGUCGGCCAUGAAUUUAUGGAAGAGUUUUUCGGUUGCUGUGAAUCAGUCUUAGGAGAAGACGGGGUUGUUGUUCUGCAGUUCUCAUCGCUACCAGAUGUACGUUAUGAACAGUACAGGAAAAGUUCAAAUUUCAUAAAGGAAUAUAUUUUUCCUGGUUGUUGUGUGCCUUCAUUAAGCAGGAUAAUAUCAGCCAUGGCUGCUGCAUCCAGGCUCAGUGUGGAGCACGUGGAGAACAUAGGGAAUCAUUACUACCAAACACUGAGAUCUUGGAGAAAAAAUUUUAUGGAGAACCAGAGCAAAAUCCUCACUCUCGGGUUUAGUGAAAAAUUCAUUCGGACAUGGGAAUAUUACUUUGAUUAUUGUGCGGCUGGUUUUAAGACGCAUACACUUGGAAAUUAUCAGGUUGUAUUAUCACGUCCUAGCAAUGCUGCUGUGUUUGGUAAUCCAUAUCAAACUUUGCCUUCAGCAUGUUGAUUAUGUUCGCAAAGGAGAGACACAAUCUUCAUAUUCCUGCUUGGACAAACUAUGGUCGGUUCUUUCUUUUUUGGAGGUCAUUAUAUUGCUUUCAUUUGUUGUGCGUACGAUGGCAGACCAGAAAAGAAUUGCAUUCUUUGCUGAUUCAGAAUCAUAACUUGAUCAUGGAUCCAAUAAAUCUUAUGGUCUGAGCUUUAACUCAAAGAUUCCGUUGCUUAUUCCACUACACAAAACCUUUGUGUUAGGAAUGCUUUGGGAUGGGGUUG